Molecule: messenger RNA, 825 nt
Organism: Cylindrotheca closterium
Lineage: Eukaryota; Bacillariophyta; Bacillariophyceae; Bacillariales; Bacillariaceae
Source: the annotation of a GenBank genome assembly
AUGGUGGGAGUCGCUGCGGCAUCAAGGAACAAUCGGGCUCCUUCCUCAAGUAAAAUCACGCAAUCCCAAAGAUCCCAUCCAUCCCAUAGAAGCUCGCCAUCCCAUAGAAACUCGAGUGAAUCUGCAUUUGCACCUUCUCACGGGCAAUUACUAAACGAAGUUCAUGAUUCCGAAUAUGACUCAAUAAGACCUACGCUGACUCGUAAAAAUAUCGAACGAAGCUUUCGAAUUUUGGAAGACACUAGACGGCAGCGCAAGUUUGAAGCCAAAGUAAUGUUCAAGGAAUACAGCCUUUACAACAACAAGGAACAGAUGAAGGUGGAUCAGCUGCGACCAUACAUGGCUCGUGUCUUCGGCACCGAUCAGAGUGCAUUCGAAGAAGAAGCUGUGAAAUUGGUAUUGGAAGAAGCAAAGAAAAAGUCUCGAGACGGAGAAGACGAUAUUCUGACGAGAAGUGCCGUGGUCUCGGCAGUGAUCAAGUACGGAGAAUAUGUACGGCACUACCAGACCAUUCAUACGCUUUUUCAGGCAUCGGAUUGGUCAAAUGAUGGAAAGCUGCAACGACAAGAGCUUAGAAAGUUAAUCCAGAAUUACGAGAGCAGCCAAACGCGGAACACCGAAACCGUCAAGAACGUAUUGUUGUUUGUGACGGAACAAGAUUUGAAUUUCAUUUUGAGGAUGGCCGACGAAAACAAAGAUGGUGACAUCGACCCCACUGAAGUCAUGCGUGCAAUUGGUGUUUGGGAAGAGCUGGCGGCUGUCAAGUUGGACGAUUUUGACAAAAUGAACUACAAGUGCUGCCACAAGAAUUGCACGAUAUCAUAA